ACUGAAUAUAUGGUUUGUUUUUAUGAUAGUGUAUUUCUUUUAUAUGUUUUCGUGUCAUGUUUUCAUCAUUGAUCUUUUGCCUUUUAACAUGUCUAGCACAUCUAAACCUGGCCCAUCCUUCCAAAGGCCAGUUUUGUCAGCUCCAGUGCUAGGUAGUGUUUAUAUACAAGGAAGUCCCAUUUUCUUAAUGAAUGACCAGUACUUCACUGUUCCCCAGAAGGUGCUCGGGCGGUGUGUAAACAGUGCUCCUGUAGCAUUUUUGAGAAAUUUCAAAGUCAACUGCGUAACUCUGCUUCGCUCCUGUCCAACUGGAUCUCCCUUACAGACACUACCAACAAAUUUGAGGACUAAAGUGAAGAAUGGGCAAGGGGGUGAUGUUAUAGUGGAUGUAAUUGAUGAAGUGGCCAUUGACACGAGCCAGUUCAUUUCAAGCACAGAUGCCUCUUCAGAUCAGGGACUAGUCUGUGAGAACGUGACCUUAGCGCUGGAUUACAAAUUCUACUGGAAAGGAAAUGGCAUCACGAGUAUCAGACUGACUCACACUGUUGGGACUAUCACUUUCAAUAGUAGUGUUACCAUAACUACAAGGUAUUCUGCCGUGUUUCUAAAUGGAGAAUUCAUGGGUGAGCCCAACUCAGGGAACCCAGGUUAUCAGGCGGGAAGGCCUGUUAUUGCUGGAAUUGUGGACAAUUUGGACAGUAAUACAGGCUCAGUACAGAGGACGUCAAUCAAUCUUUGGAAACCAGUGAGUGAUGGACUCUGUUCCACUGCUGAGACGAAACCAGUUCUGUUUGGGGAGAAUUCAACAUCAGGAUGUCUGCUACCUGUCAGCCAACACAAUCUGACUCAGUGUAGUCUCCUGAGAGAGACUGUUACUUCUCUCCAGGCUGCUUUGAUUACAGCCACAAAUGUGGCAAAGAGUGGAAACCCAGAUCCUCUAACUAUGACAGACUGGGUGAACAUAUCCUUUGUGACACAUAACUCAAGCACAACUAUGGAAGAUACCAUAAGUUCAUGUCACAGGGUUCCAUCCCACCAGCAUAUCCAUGUUUGGAGUCUUAUUACUGGCAUGGUAGAAGGCAUACCUCAAAGGGAUAUCCGGGCUUUGCAAGUCAGCUACAUCCUGUCUCCCUGGGCAUUGGAUUGUGGAGGAGGUGAUGUCUCUCAAUGUGUGGACCCAAUGAAGACUCAGUUGUUUCCAAUCACCUCCUCAGUCACCUUUACUGACAUUCCUGUCAACACAGGACCACCAAAAACCAGGUUUCAGAUCAACUUUACAGAGUAUGACUGUAACAGGAAUGAUGUGUGUUGGCCUGAGCUCGCCUUCCCCAUCACCAAGUAUUACACAGGUGAGCCAUAUUCUCAGUCGCUGGCUAAGGGACUUAUCUUAGUUUUCUUCUUUAUCACUGCCUCGAUUCUUGGAACUCCAUGGAGACAAAUCCGACAGGCGUGGAACUAGUGCCACUCUCAAAAACUCUGAGGAAAUGCUGAGAAAACGCAAAGUAAAAAAAAUGUGGAGGAAGAAAAAGAUGGAUGAGCUAAUGGGAGAGUGAGAGGCUAAACAAUAUUAAUUAAAAUUUCUCUGAAAUGUAAUUACACCCUUUUACAAUGGGCGUUGUUUAUAAUAAUAAUAUUGUUUUUACAUGUUUAUUUUAUGUUUGUGGGAAUGUAAAUAGUUGUAUUGGUGUAACAUUUUGUAAUAAAAAUAUUUUUUUCUAUCACUUUUUUUAGGCUCAAUCCCUCAACAUACUUUUGAUAACAUUCUUAUUGAUAAGUUUGAAAAGUGGCUAGUCCUCUUCGUGCAAUCGUACAAUUUUAGAUUACCCCAAGUGGUCAUCAUCUACCCACAAGCACAAUCUUGUUUCAAUGUUAUGCAAAAAACACCAACAUAACAUAGCACCUGCUGCCUCUAGAGGCCUUUACUAUCUCUGACCUCAAUGUAUGGAAUACCCAAUAUUUCAUCCAGCUAAAUCAUGCUAUUGGUUCUAUUGUUCCAGAAGACUAAGAUGCAUUGCAUUUGUCUUGUCUCCUUGUUCCCCCUUGUUUGCAUCUUUUUUUACAUG
Perca flavescens (yellow perch) is the source of this 2063-nucleotide messenger RNA. It is a transcript of the gene tctn2, whose product is annotated as tectonic family member 2. Gene Ontology annotation, biological process: protein localization to ciliary transition zone; smoothened signaling pathway; cilium assembly. The transcript has 12 exons. Gene Ontology annotation, cellular component: MKS complex. Bases 23 to 1459 code for a protein of 478 amino acids. The record is from RefSeq and is a predicted model, not a curated record. Lineage: Eukaryota; Metazoa; Chordata; Actinopteri; Perciformes; Percidae.